Aspergillus lentulus is the source of this 3738-nucleotide messenger RNA. RefSeq names its product DEAD/DEAH box helicase. Gene Ontology annotation, cellular component: nucleus. The record is from RefSeq and is a predicted model, not a curated record. Gene Ontology annotation, biological process: DNA repair. Lineage: Eukaryota; Fungi; Ascomycota; Eurotiomycetes; Eurotiales; Aspergillaceae. Gene Ontology annotation, molecular function: ATP-dependent activity, acting on DNA; hydrolase activity, acting on acid anhydrides, in phosphorus-containing anhydrides; nucleic acid binding.
AUGGUUUUUGGAGAUCUGAAUGAACCGCCAUUAAAGAAAAGACGAUUUUUCGUUGACGAAGAGGAUACACACCCGCCUUCUAACGAAGCUGCACCGGUUGCCACGAAUCUCGACGCGUCUACGACUUCCUCUGCUGGUCCAGAGGGAAGUGAUGUUCAACGGCAGCAACCCAACCGCAUCCACUCGUUUUCGAUCCUUCAGGAGUCUCGCGGAGAGAGCCCAGAUUUAGGCUCAGAAAAUCAGAAGGAUAGCUUGCACAAGGAAGACGAACAAAAAAACGGAACCGUUGUUCAUGAAAUCCUCAACCACUCUACUUCAAUACAAGCUCAGCCAGAUCAACGAACUGACCAAGAUCUGACAAACAAACAUGGGGGACAACAAAGUGAGGAGAGGACAGUUUCCGAAACCCAAGGAUUUCAGAGUUCAGGUGGAUUCGACACUGCAACAUUUGCUAGCAUCAUCGGAGAACACCUUUCCCCGGAAUCAAUUGAGAGAAUUCGCAAAGCCUCUGGCGAUGAUCUGGAGCGGGCGGUUAACAUCUACUUCGACGGGUCAUGGAAGUCGUCGAACAGCAGUCUGACUCAAGCUCCUCUGGCCUCUUGCCAACAAACACUCUCCACUCCUCGCACCUCAGUUAACGAACCGAUUCCCCAGACAGUCGUUACAACGGUGAAUCAAAAACCGAACCGAGCUCCAUCGCGCCGCAGCCUUCCGCAAUCUUCAAGAUACAUUGGUGCUUUCGGGGUCGGAGCUUGGGCUACGAGAAGCGGCGUUGGUCUACUCAAACAUGGGGAGCAUGUCAACGUUGAACGGGCGAGGUCUCAGCCGAUAUCAAAGCGUGGCCGGGGAGGCAAACUUAUCACAAAUCAAAAGGGGGAUGUCCUGACUCGAUUCACGAACAAAUCCGGUCAAGAAAUCGGAAGAUUACCUCGAGAGACAGCCGAAUGGGUUUCAACUUUGAUUGACCAGAAGAUCUGCAAAUUCGAAGGUAUUUGCGUUUUUGCGCCUGACAGGGUGCGGGUCAACGAUACGAUAUAUUUGCAAUUGUGGUGCUAUCUGCGUAAAGAGGCGUUUCUGCCUCGGAAUCUUUGGAAUAUGAGCGACGACAACCGGUCGACCGCAUUAUUCGAGGAGCAAGAAAGCGCCGAAGAGAAACAGCUUCGACUUCGUCAGGUGGCGCUUGUGAAGCUCUUUGAUGAGAUUGGUCUGCAACCCACAACUGUCAACGACAUGACCAAAAAGCACAAAAAAGAAGGGCUACUCCGUGCAGCAGAGAUUGCAGAACAAUACGACAAGACGAAGAAAGAAGGCAAAUCGAGCGAAUCGUCGGAAGACGAAGAAUCCCCGGAGCUAGAAGAAGAUCAGCUCGAUACUCUAUACAAGAAGGCGCAGUCCUUCGAUUUUAACAUGCCAGAGGCUCAACCUCCGCCAAGCUUUGUGCUGAACCUGCGAAAGUAUCAGAGGCAAGCACUUCACUGGAUGCUGGCGAAAGAGAAAGAUAAGAAGUCUGGCAGAGAACUGUCCAUGCACCCUCUGUGGGAGGAAUACACGUGGCCAACCAAGGACGUUGAUGACAGAGAUCUGCCAUCAGUCGAGGGACUGGCACAUUUCUACGUUAAUCCAUACUCAGGAGAGCUCAGUCUUGACUUCCCCGCACAGGAACAGCAUUGCCUGGGUGGCAUCCUGGCCGACGAAAUGGGCUUGGGCAAAACCAUUGAAAUGCUGAGUCUCAUACACUCGCAUCGAAAUGUCCCUCCGAGCCGGGAGGGUCCAAGCUCUUCCACUGAGCUGGUGAGGAUGCCUAGCUCUUCCAGUGCCGUUCUGCCUGCUCCAAACACGACCCUUGUUGUGGCUCCAACCUCUCUCCUGUCCCAGUGGGAAAGCGAGGCGAUGAAGGCGUCAGAACCGGGAACGAUGAAGGUGCUGAUGUAUUAUGGCGCCGACAAAACCGCCAAUCUGCAAGAGCUCUGUUCUGCUGGCAAUCCCGCUGCGCCUAACAUUAUAAUCACCAGUUAUGGCGUUGUACUGUCGGAAUCCCGUCAGCUCGCAAUGUUCAAUUCCAAUACUCAAGGUGGCUUGUUUUCUGUGGACUUCUUCCGCGUCAUCCUCGAUGAAGCCCACGUCAUUAAGAACCGACGCUCAAAGACGGCAAGGGCUUGUUACGAGCUGAGAGCGACACACCGAUGGGUGCUCACUGGAACGCCUAUCGUGAACCGCCUGGAGGACCUCUUUAGCUUGGUGCGAUUUCUACAGGUUGAACCCUGGAACAACUUUUCGUUCUGGAAGACCUUCAUCACCGUACCCUUUGAGUCCAAGGACUACGUUCGAGCGCUCAAUGUCGUACAGACAGUCCUUGAGCCUUUGGUCCUCCGUCGGACGAAGACAAUGAAAACACCCGAGGGGGAGCCUUUGGUGCCACUGCCACGACGGACCAUUGAUAUUGUAGAAGUAGAGCUUUCCGAGCAAGAACGCGAAAUCUACGACUAUAUUUUCACUAGAGCUAAACGCACUUUCAACGACAACAUCGAAGCCGGUACGCUCCUCAAGUCAUUCUCGACAAUCUUUGCUCAGAUCCUCCGUCUCCGCCAGACUUGCUGCCAUCCUAUCCUCACGCGUAACAAGACCAUUGUAGCAGAUGAGGAAGAUGCAGCAGCGACGGCUGAUGCCGCUAACGAGCUGAAAGACGACAUGGAUCUGCAAGAGCUUAUAGACCGCUUCUCAGCCAGUAUGGAAAACGCGGAUUCGGCUGAGACACAGGACCCGGGCGCCAAAUUCACUACCCAUGCCCUGAGGCAGAUUCAAACCGAAUCCAGCGGAGAAUGUCCCAUUUGCUCGGAAGAACCCAUGAUCGAUCCCGCUGUCACAGCAUGUUGGCACAGCGCAUGUAAGAAAUGCUUGGAGGACUAUAUACGCCACCAAACAGACAAGGGCGUGCCGCCUCGGUGCUUUUCGUGUCGAGCACCAGUUACCUCGCGAGACAUCUUCGAAGUGAUCCGUCACCAAUCGCCUAGUUCGACCCCUACAGAGACCGAUCUCUACAGCAGUACCCCUGCUUGCAGUCCGCACCCAGCACCCCGAAUCUCCCUGCGGCGCAUCAACCCUCUCUCACCAUCAGCACACACCUCCGCCAAGAUUCACGCCCUGAUCAACCACCUCAGCCGCGUCCCUGCAAACACAAAAUCCGUCGUCUUCUCCCAAUUCACUAGCUUCCUCGACCUGAUCGGCCCGCAGCUCACCAAAGCCGGCAUCUCAUACGUCCGCCUAGACGGGACAAUGCCGCAAAAGGCCCGAGCCGAGGUCCUAGCGGAGUUUAGCAGAACUGAGACCUUCGACCAGGAGGAAAUAGACGAGGACGAAGGGCCCGACACGCCGCGGGUGAGUAUCUCAUCUAAAAACGGCCAGUCGUCAACCAAAAGCCCCACCGUGCUACUGAUUAGUUUGCGCGCCGGCGGCGUCGGCCUCAAUCUCACGGCUGCCAGUAACGUGUUCAUGAUGGAUCCGUGGUGGAGCUUUGCGAUUGAGGCUCAAGCGAUUGAUCGUGUGCAUCGGAUGGGCCAGCUGCGUGAUGUCUCUGUGACGCGGUUUAUCGUCAAGGACUCGAUCGAGGGACGGAUGUUACGCGUGCAGGAGCGCAAGAUGAAUAUCGCCGGGUCGUUGGGCUUGCGGGUUGGUGGUGAUGGAUCAGAGGAUGAGAAGAGGAAGGAGCGGAUCGAGGAGUUGAAGUUGUUGUUUGAGUAG